AUGCUCAGCCUUUCCGGGCCCGGCCCGCCGGCGUCGACGUCGGGCCACAUGGUGCCCGGACCAUCGACAUCAGCGGCGGCGGCGCCUUUAGGGUCGUCGUCGUCGUCGCUACUCAGCAAUCAGCAGCCGACCACCUCAUACAGUGUCACGAAUCAUUUGGGGCCGGGCGGACUCGGCGGACCGCCGCCCUCUUCCGACGCUCUAUUGCUCACGUUGCGCUCGAAACCGCACUCGCGUGUGUUUCGCGCACUUUUCCAAUAUUUGCCGCUGCGCGACUCGCCCAACGAGAAUCCGCAGCUCGAGCUCAGUCUGCAGCCCGGCGACGUGGUCCUCGUCAAAGGCGAAAUGGAUUCGGAUGGUUUCUAUCGCGGCGAGACCCUCGAUGGACGAUCGGGUCUCGUGCCGUCUAACUAUGUCGAAAGGGUUCCCGACUCUGUUCUAUUGUCGAAUGCACGAGCACCGUCACCCUCAUUUCCGCUCAGGAUACCCCAACAUUUAUCGACGAUAGCGCAUGAUUUCUCAUCGCCAGAUCAUUCGACUUUACCAGAUUCGGUUUGUCCGUAUCCGCCGGCGGAUGUGACAAAGGUCACCGUUCAGGAGAUCAAAAACAAUGAAACACCGCGAGUGCCUUGUCCUCGCGAAUUGAUCGUCGAAAAGAAAUUAUCGCGAAGCGCUCUUGUUUCGUGGAGUCCACCCGAAGAAUCUUUCGUUGCCGUUUCCCAAUACCACGUGUGCGUCGAUGGCGCUGUUCGAGCGAUUGUUCCCGGGUCUUAUAAGUGCCGAGCAUUAGUUGAAGAUAUUUCGCUGGAAGGCUCUGUGAAUUUGUCGGUUCGCGCGGUGACCGAGCACGGACACUCGCCAGAUGCUUGCUGUACAAUAGCUAUAGGAAAUGAAGCGGCGGUUGCACCGCAACAAGUGCGCGUGUGGGCGGUCACACCGGUGUCGGCGUGCGUUCGUUGGUAUCCGUCGAAUAGCAACGCGGAGCACGUCGUCUCAUUGAACGCGGUCAAAGUGGGCGUGUGCCCACCGACAGUGUUUCAGGUCCAACUCCAAGGUCUUCAGCCGUCAACAAUUUAUCGGGUCUCGGUGCGCACGAAACAUCCGAAAGCGGUUCUCGAGCAGAGGCCCGUCGAACGUUGCAUCGACUUCAAGACACUUCCGAAAAUCGGCCUUCCCGAUCCGCCAUCGAACGUUCAAGUCGAAAUCGGACCGCAGCCGGGAACACUACUCGUGUCGUGGCAUCCGGUCGCGAAUCAGCCGAAACCGCCGUCGCGCGCCGCCGUCCAUUCGUAUUUGAUCUACGCCGACGGCAAGAACAUUGCUCAGGUGCCAUCGGCGACGGCCGACCACGUCGUUCUGCGACUCGCCGAUCUCUCCGACGAUCCGCCGAUUUUCAUCACCGUUCGAACGAAGACGAAAGAAGGCGCCGUCUCAUCAGACUCGAACGUCGCGCGAGUGCCGCGAACGCAAGGAAUCGCCACCGCCACCGGUCAGCCGAUUCUUCAGCAAGAUCUUGGUCUGCCACUUGUAGACAUGACAUCGUCCUAUCCAUCCUAUGCACAUAAUCCAGCGUCGUUCAUGGGUGGUCAAGUUCCAUUAACCAACGGGCAUAUCGCUUCGAAUCCAGCAGCGCCAGUGACAGCUCCGUACACUGCACCGGCAAGAAUGGUUGGUGCCACCGGCAUCAUGGCCUAUCAGCAGCCAUCGUAUCCGAAUGCGGCGGCAGCUCUCGUUCAGCCAGCCACCGCAGUUCCAUCAGGAUACGCAACAUUCGAUCGAUCGACAUCGCUUGGCGGCGCUGUGCCUCCGACAGCAGCGACGACGUCAGUUGGAGGCGGCCAUUAUGCGACUUCACGGCCAUCGCCGAGCACAAUGCAAACGAGCCUGCCGAAUGCAUGGAAGCCGCCUCAAAUGAGCCAGUAUUACACAUUCCAUCCGAAUUAUUUGCACACAGAGCCGACCGGAGCUGAAGAGACGCGACCAUCGGUUUUGGAAAUGGAGAACAGUUACCUUAUGCGACAUCGCCACAAUGACUGGUCGAAUGCACCGGAUGCUCGAGCCCGCGUUGAAGCUUAUUCGCGAGGGCUAGCUAGGGCGGGGAGUGCCGAUGAAAGGAUACAUCAUACUGGGACACUCAAUCGCACUCGAUUAAUUGCUCCGAGAUUGGCUCGAGUGAAAAGCGAGAGUGGCUUCGGGACAAGAUCGGAGCCUGAUCUACGACCGCCGACGCUUGAUUCGGAAGACUGCCGAUGGUUUGUUGCUUUGUUCGAUUAUUCGCAUCAUAUGUCGCCGAAUCCGAAUGCUGAAUAUGAAGAGUUGUCGUUCCGAAAACAUCAAUUGAUCAAGGUUUACGGAGAAGCUGAUGCUGACGGAUUCUACCAAGGUCAGAUCGGAAACCGAAUAGGAUUAGUGCCUUCAAAUAUGGUUAUUGAAAUUGCAAAAGAUGACGUGCUACCCAGGAGAACCGCGGCCGCAUUGCCUGCUGCGCCCAUAGAACCUGCGAUUCGAAGGAUGCGAUGGGGAAGUCUGAAAUCGCGGAGCUACGACCACGCUGGUGAUCGAAGUACAUCGCAAUAUCGAAGCUCGCAGAAUUAUGCGAGCCUUGAUCGAAGGGAAGAGCGAAUUCCGGAAAGGUAUCGAAGAUCAAACGGAGCGCCGGGACCACGAAAUGACUACGACUACCGAAGAGAAAAAGAUUACGACGAUCGGUAUGCCUCAUCAAGAGAUCGAUCAGCGAGACGACCGAUUGAUCCGAGGGAUGAAUACGGACCAUCUCAUUUUGAUGAUGACUACCGAAGGGAACGCGACAGGGACCGUGAAAGGGAACGCGAACGAGAACGAGAACGUGAUAGAGAUCGAGACCGCGAGCGAGAUCGGUAUGAGCGGCGUGGAUACGAACGACGAGAAUUUGGAUAUGAUUACCGGGAUAAGUACAGAGAACGGCCGAGGAUGGACGAUUAUCGGGAUGAUCGCACGACGUAUGAUUAUCCACCGAACAGCGCGCGCUAUGAGCAACCGUCGACAAGUCAGAAUAUGAGUAUGCAGCAGCAGCAGCAACAACAACAACAGCAACAACAACAACAACAACAGCAGCAGCAUCAACAGCUCAGCCAUCAGAUGUCGCAAAUGCAACUCGGAUCGCAGCAACAACAACCGCAACCUCAGCAGCUCAUCGGCCUUCAGAAUCAAUCUGGAAUCGGUGGAAUGGGCGGAGAUGCCGGAAUGAUGAUGGGACAAUCUGGAAUGGAUCUGACGACGAAUUACAAUGGAGUCGUCACCAAGAAAAUGGUUGCGAAAUUUGACUACGAUUCGAGACAAUUGAGUCCGAAUGUUGAUGCCGAGCAGGUGGAGCUCUCUUUCCGACAAGGCGAUGUCAUCACAGUGUUUGGCGAAAUGGAUGAAGAUGGAUUCUACAUGGGAGAACUGAAUGGAGUUCGAGGACUCGUGCCAUCGAAUUUCUUGCAGUCAUCACCGCUCAACACUUUGGGACCAUCUCAGCCAACGGAGCCGAUGCGGAAAGGAGUCGCGUUUUCGGACACGGCGUCUGUCGCGGUUCGAAAAACAGCACCGGUUCGGCAGCCGUCGCAGACGUCUGUUGCGGCGGCGGCGACGUCUGUGAAGCCAGUUGCCAAGAAAUCGACGGCUGGACAAGGCGUCGGAACGAAACCGGUUGCGAAAAAGACAAGCGAUGUCGGAAAGAAUGCGACACCGAAUGCUAGAAAAACGAGUACGGCUGUGAAGAAAAGUGACUCAACGGCAAAGGUACAUUUGAAAUGA
Messenger RNA from Caenorhabditis bovis, 3777 nucleotides. The record is from the annotation of a GenBank genome assembly. NCBI's taxonomy places the organism in Eukaryota, Metazoa, Nematoda, Chromadorea, Rhabditida, Rhabditidae.